ACUGCUGCACUCUUUUCCCCGCAUCGAGAAACAUUCCUCCGUCCUUUGCGUGGACCUAUUUUUUUUUUUCUAUCGAUUUGUCCUCUGCGUGGAAAUGUUUUUGCGUGGGAGGUCCCCUACGCUAUGACCUCCCCGCCACCGGGAUUGACUUUCGAUCGAGUGUUGUUGUUUUUUUUCUCCUCUCCUUCCUGGUGCCAAACCUCAAAAAUCCCACGCUGAGGAUCGUGGAUUUUUUUUGGUUUUGGUGUCUUUUGAUGCUUUGACGUGAUCCCGGCCCGCAGAGACCACCAGAGACCAGCAGAGACCACAAGUGGGUCGGCCUCACAAUGGGGUCGUCCAAGAGUAAGCCCAAGGAGGCGGGCCUGCGCACCGUCAGCCUCGACGGCCCGGUCUCCGGGGGAGGCAGCCAGUACGUCGGCUCCGCCCACCCGGCCUUGACCCCCAAUCGCAGCAACACCGUGGAGGGCGGUGUGGGCGGCAACCAGUACUCCAGCAACAACGCCGAGCUGCCCCUGUUUGGAGGCGUGGACAACAGCAGCCUCAGCAACUCCUCCAGCAGGAUGACCUUCUCUGGAGGUGUGAUGACCUUCGUGGCGUUGUAUGACUACGAGUCGCGGACCGCCUCCGAUCUCUCCUUCAGAAAGGGAGAACGCCUCCAGAUCGUCAACAACAUAGAGGGCGACUGGUGGCUGGCGCGCUCCUUGACCACCGGAGAGAGCGGAUAUAUUCCCAGCAACUACGUGGCUCCGUCUGAUUCCAUCCAAGCUGAAGAUCAUCUCAGACUGACUGCAGAUUCCAGGUGGUUCUUUGGCAAGAUCACGCGUCGCGACUCCGAGAGGCUUCUGCUGAAUUUGGAGAACAGAAGGGGAACGUUCCUGGUGAGGGAGAGCGAGACCACCAAAGGUGCCUACUGUCUCUCCGUGCUGGACUACGACAACACCAAGGGACUCAACGUGAAACACUACAAGAUCCGCAAGCUGGACAGCGGCGGCUUCUACAUCACGUCGCGCACGCAGUUCAGCACCCUGCAGCAGCUCGUCAGUCACUACCGCAAGCACGCGGACGGACUGUGCCACAGUCUUUCAGACAUCUGCCCGGUGCUGAAGCCUCAGACUCAGGGCCUGGCCAAAGAUGCCUGGGAGAUUCCCAGAGAGUCUCUCCGUCUGGACCUCAAACUUGGACAAGGCUGCUUCGGGGAGGUUUGGAUGGGAACGUGGAACGGUACGACUCGAGUGGCCAUCAAGACCCUGAAACCCGGCACCAUGUCCCCGGAGGCCUUCUUGCAGGAGGCCCAGGUCAUGAAGAAGCUGAGGCACGAGAAGCUGGUGCAGCUUUACGCCGUGGUGUCUGAGGAGCCCAUCUACAUCGUCACAGAGUACAUGGGAAAAGGCAGCUUACUGGACCUCCUGAAAGGGGACAUGGGUAAGAUGCUCCGCCUCCCUCAGCUGGUGGACAUGGCGUCACAGAUCGCCGCCGGCAUGGAGUACGUGGAGAGGAUGAACUACGUGCACAGAGACCUGAGGGCUGCCAACAUCCUGGUAGGAGAGAACCUGGAGUGCAAGGUGGCCGAUUUUGGCCUGGCUCGCCUCAUCGAGGACAACGAGUACACGGCCAGACAAGGAGCCAAGUUCCCCAUCAAGUGGACGGCGCCUGAGGCCGCUCACUUCGGACGCUUCACCAUCAAAUCUGACGUGUGGUCAUUCGGGAUCCUGCUGACGGAGCUGGCCACCAAAGGAAGAGUUCCUUAUCCAGGCAUGGUGAACCGCGAGGUCCUGGACCAGGUGGAGCGCGGCUACAGGAUGCCGUGCCCGGCCGAGUGCCCGCCGUCUCUGCACGAGCUGAUGCAGACCUGCUGGAAGAGGGAGGCCGAGGAGCGGCCCACCUUCGAGUACCUGCACUGCUUCCUGGAGGACUACUUCACCUCCACCGAGCCUCAGUACCAGCCGGGGGAGAACCUGUAACCUUCCGGUACAAUCAAGUCGUCUUUUUUUUCCCCAAAGCCAACGGAGAGCGCGAGGUUUCUAGGUCGAGUCCGGCGCCCUCUUGUGGACACUUGUGAGACAACUGCCGAAAAGCGACGCCUCAAAACUGUGGGAACCUGGCUUGUCUUCCAUUUCGUUUCUUCCGGGACCCUCCAGCGGAACGUCCACUCACCGCCCGACCACAAUCUACCGGGUGUGUUCACUUUACUCAUUUCUUCGUGCUUACGUUCUGGUACAUCUCUUUGGUACGUCUUCCGGAAAUAGUGACAAAACCGACUUUUCCAAACGGUAGAGAGCAGAAUUUAACCGCAUUGUGCCAAUGAAAUUCUCUCCCUGGCCUUGCCACUGUGCGAAAGGUACUCGUAAACCGUGCCCAUUUGAAGCAUUUAAAUCUAAACUAAGCUGAUCGUCAUCAAUGUCUCCUAAAUUGUGUAUUUUUAGACCAGAUUUUUACAUUUUGUGUGCAUUUUGCAGCACAGCAAUACACUGGAAUGAAUGAGCCUCUCAUUGAUGUAAUGCCUCACGUCAGCCUGCAGGGGGGCGCUGCAGGAAGCCCUCCAAAAACAUGCAUCCACAUCUUGAAAGAAAUGCAAUUGUAAAUAUACUCAAUGUUUAUAUUUUGUACAUAUGUUAUCUUUAUAAUUUAUUUCUUUAAAAA
This is a messenger RNA of Nerophis lumbriciformis (worm pipefish), 2640 nucleotides long. It is a transcript of the gene src, whose product is annotated as v-src avian sarcoma (Schmidt-Ruppin A-2) viral oncogene homolog. Gene Ontology annotation, molecular function: ATP binding; protein binding; protein tyrosine kinase activity. Lineage: Eukaryota; Metazoa; Chordata; Actinopteri; Syngnathiformes; Syngnathidae. The record is from RefSeq and is a predicted model, not a curated record. Gene Ontology annotation, biological process: protein phosphorylation.